Messenger RNA from Nezara viridula (southern green stink bug), 1460 nucleotides. The record is from the annotation of a GenBank genome assembly. NCBI's taxonomy places the organism in Eukaryota, Metazoa, Arthropoda, Insecta, Hemiptera, Pentatomidae.
UGUUAAUCGUGUGGUGUGGAGCUAUGGCUGAGAGGAAAGGUUCGUUAUUGGCAAAGUCUGUUUCUAAACAUGCUGGGAGAGCUAAAGAAAAGUUCCUUCAAAAUUUCGGAAAGGUGGACAGGACAGCUGAUGAUAUUUUCGAUGAACACUUGGAGAACUUCAACAGGCAACAGAUUUCUGCCAAUCGCCUCCAGAAGGAAUUCAAUAAUUAUAUCCGAUGUAUAAGAGCCGUGCAGGCCGCUAGUAAGUCCCUCUUCGAUUGUAUCAACGACGUCUACGAAGGCGGAUGGGUCGGACAGGAUGUACUCUACGCCCAGUCGUCGAACCUGGAAAUGCUUUGGCAGGACUUGAGCCACAAGUUAGCCGAUCAAGUCCUCCUACCUCUCAACACAUACUCUGCUCAAUUUCCCGAAAUGAAAAAAAAGAUCGAUAAAAGGUCGAGGAAGCUUGUGGAUUACGACGGCCAAAGACACAACAUGCAAUCUCUUGAAGGCGGUGGCGGAAAGAAGAGGGAUGAAACAAAGGUUCUGAAAGCUCGUGAACAGUUGCAGCAGGCCAAGAGAACUUACGAAUUGUUGAACAGUGAACUUCACGACGAUCUUCCAGCUUUGUAUCAUUCCAGAAUUUUAUUUUUAGUUAACAAUCUUCAGACACUUUUUUCAGCGGAACAAGUCUUCCAUACAGAAACUUCAAAGGUAUAUUCAGAGCUCGAAGCGAUCAUCGAUAAAUUAGCCACAGAUAGCCAAAGGCAGUCGUACACCCCAAGGAAAGUUACUUAUUCGCCAAAAAUCAACAAUAUCAAUUCAAACAGCCCAGGUUCACCUACCUCUACAACAGGUGCGACAACAGAUAAUUUACCACCUGGUGUAUUGUACAAAGUUAAAGCCACAUACAGGUACAAUCGAGAAGAUGUCGACGAGCUGUCAUUCGAAGUUGGAGAAAUUAUCCGGGUCGUGCAGUAUGACGACCCUGAGGAGCAGGAGGAAGGCUGGUUGAUGGGAUUGAAGGAGUCGACAGGAGAGAAGGGGAUGUUCCCUGCCAACUUCACCCGCCCCCUGUGAGGAGCCGCCGAUGACGGGAACGGCUCUGUUAGUGUGAAUUAUACUUUAGUGGCAAAGGCCGACGUGCUGAUAACUUUAUAUUCAGUAUAAUGCCACUUUUGCAGGAACGGUCUAGUUAUAGGUUACCUACGACCGACUUAUAAAUAAAUAAUUAUUUUUGAAGCUCGUAAUUUAUACAUUACGAAUUUACGAAGGCAUGUUGCAACAAACAGAAAUAAUCGUUGUUAUAUGUGAUAUAUUUUUCAAAAUUACUGUAUAUGAAUAUUAUAUGAACUAUUCUCUUUUACUUGGAUUUUAUUUUAUUGAAAAUAAUUUACAUUAUUAUUACCAAUUAGUGCCUUUAAUUGAUGACAAUUUUUAUGGAAAUAAUAAUAUUUUGUCAAAAUAAAAACCAUUUAA